GAUGGACGCUCGCGCCAGCUGGGGUUCAUCGGCUUCAAGUCUGUGGAUGAAGCCGCGGCGGCCCUGCGCUAUUAUAACAGGUCAUACAUGGACACUGCAAAGCUCGCGGUGGAGUUUGCCCGCAAGGUUGGUGAUGAACAGCUACCCCGAGCCUGGAGCAAACACACCUCCGGAACCACCGCGAACCGCAAACUGACGACGCCGGCCGGCGCCGCCCGACCUGGCGCAGCUAAUGGCAAAGCUGAAGACGGUGGUGGUGAGGAUCCCAAGCUCCGAGAGUUCCUGGCGCUGAUGCAGCCUCGGUCGAAAGCGCGAAUUUGGGCUAACGACGAGAUGCCCGAGGAGCGGCAGACGGCCGCCGCUGCGGACCAGCCAAAGCUCAAGCGGGCCCCCGCCGCGGCCGCUGAUGUCAGCAAGCUCUUUGAUCAGGGCGACGGCGACGCGGGGGAGGAGGAGGACCAGUAUCAGGAUUGGACGGAUGCGGUGGCGGGCGUGCGGCGCGGCGGCGGCGGCGGCGGCGUUCGCAGCGACGACGACGAAGAGAAGGAUGCGAAGAUGGCAUCAGGCAGCGAAGACGACGAUGAUGAUGAUGGGGGAGAGGAUGGGGACGCGCACGUCCGCAGCCGCGUGGGUGAGAAGAAUGGCGAUGGCGGCAGCGAUGAUGACGGUCGGGGCGUUCGUGACGUUGGCGGCGACGUUGACAUGGCCGCGGCAGCAUCUGACGCGGAGGCGGAUGAGGAGGAUCUACUGGAGACGGAUCGGCUGUUUGUUCGAAAUCUGGCUUACACCGCCACAGAGGCGGAUCUUAGCGACCUGUUUGGGUCGUUUGGAGACCUACAGGCCGUGCAUCUUGUAGUUGAUAGAGAAACCAAGCGAUCCAAAGGGCUGGCGUACGUGCAGUACCAGAUUCCGGAGGAUGCCGUACGUGCCGCGAAGCAGCUGGACGGCGGCGGCGGCGGCGGCGGCAUCUCGUCCUUCAAGGCCCAGCGCGAGGCGCAGCGUAAGGCGGAUGCGGGCAAUCGGUCUGCAUGGAACACGUUGUUCAUGAGAGCGGAUACGGUAGCGGAUGCGGUGGCGGCGCACUACGGGCUCAGCAAGGCGGCGCUACUCGAUCCAUCGGCGUCGGGUGCCGGAGGGGAGAGCGUGGCUGUACGGAUGGCGCUGGGGGAGGCGCAGGUCAUUGCGGCGACCAAGCAAGCGCUCGCUGAGGCGGGCGUUUGUGUGGAAGCGUUGGAGCGCGCAGCUGCCGCCAGCGGUAAGGCCGCGGCCACGCGGUCCGUGGCACGCAGUGGUACGGCACUGCUCGUUAAAAACUUGCCGUAUAGCGCCAACGACGACGAACUUGUGGAGUUGUUUGGGCGGCAUGGCCCUGUCUCUCGGCUGGUGUUGCCGCCGGCAAGAGCUUUGGCGCUCGUGGAGUUUGCCGAGCCGCAGGAUGCGAGGGCGGCGUUUAAGUCCUUGGCGUACAAGAAGUACCACCACGUGCCGUUGUACCUGGAGUGGGCGCCGGCAGACGUGUUUGUGUUGCCCUCUGCCCCGCCCUGCCCGCCAGACGCCAAGGCCGCCACGGAGAUCGAGGAGGCUGUCACUGCCGCCGCGGACGAUGACGGCGAUGCCGCCGCCAACCCUGCCGUAUUGGGGACCAUUUACGUGAAGAACUUGGCCUUCUCCACGGGCGACACCCCGCUGCGGAAGCACUUUGAGGCGGCGGUGGCGGCGGCGGGAGGCUCCCUGCACAGCGCGUUGGUGGCCCGCAAAAAGGUGCCGGGCACGGGCAAGGACGGCGGCGGCGGUACGGCAGUACAGAGCCUGGGGUACGGCUUUGUGGAAGUUGACAGCGAGGCGGUGGCGGCGGCGGUCAUAAAGAAGUUGCAGGGCAGCGUGUUGGAUGGCCACAAGCUGGUGCUGCAGAUAAGUAGGGGCCGCAAAUCCGCUGCUGCGGGGGCCGGCAGCACCAAGCUGGUUGUACGGAACUUGGCAUUCGAGGCCACGAAAAAGGACAUCCAAGGGCUGUUCAACCCGUUCGGACAUUUGAAGUCAUGUCGCCUCCCGAAGAAAUUCGACGGCAGCCACCGGGGGUUUGCGUUUGUGGAGUUUGUGACGAAGCAAGAGGCGAAGAACGCCCUGGAAGGGUUGGCUGGCACCCAUCUUUACGGCCGCCGGCUAGUGGUCGAGUACGCUCGGGAGGACGACACUCUGGACGAUAUCAGGAACAAGACUGCAGCAAAAUUCAAACGCGAUGGCGAGUUGGUGGCCGGAGACGCACCUGCCAAGCGGUUAAAACUUUGA
Molecule: messenger RNA, 2289 nt
Organism: Volvox carteri f. nagariensis
Lineage: Eukaryota; Viridiplantae; Chlorophyta; Chlorophyceae; Chlamydomonadales; Volvocaceae
Exons: 14
Cellular component (GO): ribonucleoprotein complex; nucleus; cytoplasm
Molecular function (GO): mRNA binding
Source: RefSeq, a predicted model, not a curated record